Messenger RNA from Hibiscus syriacus, 1606 nucleotides. RefSeq lists its product as uncharacterized. Lineage: Eukaryota; Viridiplantae; Streptophyta; Magnoliopsida; Malvales; Malvaceae. The transcript has 7 exons. Bases 126 to 1544 code for a protein of 472 amino acids. The record is from RefSeq and is a predicted model, not a curated record.
AAGAACAUCUGAAUCUGGAAAACUCAGUGCCCUAACUGAAUAUUCGGCAAAUCCAAACCUCGAUUAAAGAAAAUGAAGGUUUGAACUUACUUAAUCUCAAGCAUAACUGACAAGGGUGAGAAGCAAUGACAUCGUGUUACGGACCGUUGAUCGAUCUCUCAGAAGCUUCUCAUCAUAUGGGUCACUUCGUCCAGCUUCUGGUUUUCGUUCACCGCUCCACUCCUGUUCAGGUUUCUCUAAUCUCUCCCUCUGUUCAACUGUGUGGGUCUGUGUUUUUUCCUUUUUUUUCUUCAAUAACUGUGAUUUCUAACAUCUCCGUGUGUUCCGUGUGGGUGAAACGAAAGUAUAAAUUAUCUAAAGGAGGAGAAAUAAUCAAGACGGACAUUCAGGUGGGCGAUGACACUCAAUCCCUUUUCUCCGUCUCCUUAUGGAAAAAAGAACUGCGAUCAAUCGCUGCUGCAGGCGACAUCGUCUUAUUGCGAAAUGUCAAGAUUACAAAAUUCCGAGAUGUUUUCGAGGCCAGAAGUGAUGACUGGUCAUCUUUACACUGUCUAGUCCACCCUUACCAGUCCCUUGUUUCAAAGAGUGCAAUUGAAUUAGUAGCAGAGUGUAAAAUGGGGAUAGUGGUCAAAGAAAAGCUUUCCAAGGUUAUAGAAUGGGUGCGGAGGACCGGAUAUUAUGCUAUUGAGAAUGUUGACCCAUAUGAUCAUCAAAAGAGGCGACUAUCCAGAAAUUGGAAAGUGCCAGAACCAAAUAAAUGGAGAGAAUGUCCCUCACUUUCAGAAGUUUUGUGCCUGAACAGUAACUGUAAGGCGAUAUUUAGUGCUUCUGUUGGAGAGAUUUUUCUGCCGAUUACAUGGAGGCGCAUUGGAGAAUCUGAAAAUGAAAAUAUGUUUAUUAGCAGGAGAUUAUAUACAUCAGCAGGCAAUGGUUUAGCUGAAGAUCUUAUAUGCACUGGUUGCCAGCUAUGUGGUUCCCCUUUGCAUCAAGAGCACGGCAGGUCUAUAUUUGGGAGAGUUCCACUCUAUUGUGAGAAAAGCUCGGAUCGCCUUCAUGCAGUCAACUUGAUAUAUAGGCCUUUUAUGUUAUAUUUAUGGGAUGAAUAUGAACACAUGCCGGUACUGGUAAAAAACAAUGCUGCAGAGAGAUUGUUUGGAAGCAUCAAGGCCGAAAGAGUUUUCUUGUGCUAUAGAGAGUCCAAGUGUGAUAAAACCCUCAAUCCGGGUUGUGUUGCUAAGAACAGUCAGCGCGGUUGUGGCACAAGAACCCACGAUUCUCCAAAAGCUGCUGGGACAAGUCAUUCGGAGUAUUGCUCAUCAGAUGCACACGAGAGGCAGGCAAAUGGGCAGAACCUAAAAAGCAUAAAUGUUUUUCAAAUUUGGUUAGUUGUUCUUAAAAUGCUGUUGCAGCAAGGAAAAAACAGUCCAAUGAAGUUUGAAGUUGCUGUAAAUGCCAGCCUUGAUGUAGAAAAUGGGAGAUUCGAAAUGCUAUCUGUUUCAACCCCUUGUUUUAAAAAUAGUCCUUGGAAUGAAUUGAAUGUUUGAAUACGGGGAUUAAAUUGUAUGGGAGGCAAUCUUCAAGUGGUUAAAUACAGCAGCAUAGAGAA